CAGAAAUAUAAAAGUUCCCGGUUGCGGAUAGCAUCACAGACAUAUAGCCUCGGAAUCUACAAGAUACGAUCAUAAUAGCCAACAAGCCAGCCUCGUCACCGCCAUGUCACAACAACCCCGUCCUGGCGUAUCAUACGCCGCAGCGACUUCUUCCACGUCGACAGAUCCGACAAUCACAACGAGCACGAGCACAGCAACGGCCACGCUCAAACGAAGAAGACGUGUUCAAGUCGAAGAGAAGAGCUCUCCAAUUCGCAAAUUUCUCAACUACCCGGCUGUACAUGUCGUCAUCUUUGUCGGCGUCGUCGUAGCCCUUGGAAUCACUUGGGAUGCUAUCUACCAUACGGCAUAUUCUACCUCGAAGUUCGACCUCCGACCGAAAGCGGCCGCUCACGUCUGGUAUUUCGCCGACAAGCGCAACAUCCUCAACCGGAUCUUCGUCAAACGCGCGGCGGCGUGGACGACUUUCGGUUUCCUUAUCCCCCACGCCAUCUUUUCGCCUUCGAGGCACCACCACCCGUACUUUCCCUCGAAACCUCAUCGAGCGCUCGAGAUCGGCUUGUACUUGCUCGCUUGGUACGUCGUCACCGGGUGGAUGACGAGUUACGUGAGGACGACCACGGGCGCGGUCUGUCAACUCCCUCUCCCGCCUCAACUCGCCCAGAACCCGUCCUUUUCCUCCUUGACCCGGAUCGAUCAGCUGCCUAUCGUCCGGGCCGAUGAUUCUGGUGACGUCCAGUCGGGUACCACCUUUAUCAACGUGCCUCAGGAAUACUGCUCUUACGGCCGGAACAUCAACCCUUCGGCCUUUCCCGAGCUGUUUUCCCUGCUGAAGCCCAGGACCAAACAGCUCGCCGAAGAGGGGCUCUACAAACCGUUCAACGUCGACUCGACCGAUUUCCGAGCGAGGUUCUUCGAAGGGUUCGAUCUGAGCGGACACGUGUUCCUCUUGUUCGCGUCGAUGGCGAUCAUCACCAGGCAACUCGCCCCGGCUUUGAAGAUGGUGUAUGAGAGGGGCACGUUGGUGGAAGCUCCGGGGAAAAGGAUCGGGGGUGUGCAACUGGCAGGGCACGCGUUGAGCAUGGUUGUUGGGCUUGGGCUCGUCUUGAUGUGGUCCUUCAUGCUAUGGACCACCUCGGCCUACUUUCACACCGUCCCGGAAAAGAUCGCCGGCUACCGUGAGUCAUCGGCAUCUGGCGACUUGCAUCGACGCGUCGCAUAGCUAACAUGACGUCUUCAACAGUCGUCGGCAUCGGAGCCAUAUUGUACAUCCACCUCGUCUCGCGAUCAGCAACAGCCGUCGCGCCCAAUUA
Messenger RNA from Filobasidium floriforme, 1313 nucleotides. RefSeq names its product inositol phospholipid synthesis and fat-storage-inducing TM-domain-containing protein. The record is from RefSeq and is a predicted model, not a curated record. Bases 104 to 1222 code for a protein of 372 amino acids. Gene Ontology annotation, biological process: lipid droplet organization; phospholipid biosynthetic process; lipid storage. Gene Ontology annotation, cellular component: endoplasmic reticulum membrane. NCBI's taxonomy places the organism in Eukaryota, Fungi, Basidiomycota, Tremellomycetes, Filobasidiales, Filobasidiaceae. The transcript has 3 exons.